GCAAGCUACCCUUUGAUGGCUAGUAUGGUCUGUGCAUUACAGGGGUUUCCGCCGCCCCAUGUGCAAUCACUAUCUCCGUAGACGCUUGUCCGCCUUUUUGCUUUGCUGCGCUCCUUGGCCAUCGUUUGGUGAAAUGCUGAGCAAUUGGAAGUCCAUCACAUGGUCUCAGCUACGGGCCAAUGAUGUUCAGAGGCGCACAAUCAACACCAGCUGAAAGACUCCAACAGGCGACCUCUCAAACCCCUGCCCUCUCCAAACACUCAGGCUUUCCUGCCAGUCCGACAAGCCAAUGGCUAAAAUGGUUUGCUAGCUACCUUUGAAAAUCCCGUUGGAGCAUCUUCCGGCUGACUGUGCACUUGUCCCUGCCCGUCCUUUCCGUUUGCAUAGCCGACAUGACAUGCAGCAAGUCGACGAUGCAUCCGCAGUAUGACCCACACUCUGCUUCAUAGUCUAUAUCGUCGCCUUACAUCUUGCUAUAUAUGCCACUGUCGCCUGGUCGAGUCAGGAAUCACUCCAAACACCACUUUACUCUCAUCAACGAUCUCUUUAUUGUUUUGCUUGCGUUGAAGCCAUUGCUUCAAAAGUUGCUUUCGAUUUCAGACACCGAAAAUAACCCAUCGCCACGCACGGUCCCGAGAAUGUGCUAUCAGGUCGUCGAACGCUACUCGGUUUGCCGAUGUCUAUAUUACAAACACGCCAUCGAUCCGUGUGCUGCUCAUGGACAGCGAGGACAUAUGGUCCAGGAAAAGACAGUUCUUGUAGGCUAUGCUUGCAAUACACAUAGUAGCCACCGACCCAACAUCGCCUACCAUGCUAGUGUUCAUUCAGAUUCUGGCUACGGAAGCAGUUCAUGUUCUUUUGGUCCCUUACGAUGAGAGAGAAAUAUAACCUCAACACUGGCCCGAGAACGGCCAUGGAAAUCCUUCCAAAAAUAUCGUCUACCAACGCGCUCGGCUCCUUGGCCUCUUCGAGCUGGUCACUCGGCGCCAACUCCCACAGCACUGUUACUUCGCGUCUUUUUGUACACUUGGAAAUACAUGCAUUGGUACGGAGUUAUCUACAGUCAUGGCACAAUCAUGAUAGGGCAAAUGUAUGAAUACGAUGGACAGUCGGCGUUUGUAUUGAGCUGUAAGAUACAUCAGGAGGAUUUAGGAGGCCUUUUUUUCAUAAAUAUCUGGCAGGCACUAGGAGAAUCAUGGACGGUAAACCCACUCCGCUUACUUAGUCACUGUCGUUACUAGCAUCAUAGCGUUCGUUCUAAUAUCGCUACAUUAUUCUUACAACUCGCCCAAAUCUGCCUUGCGCGGGAUGACAGCA
Molecule: messenger RNA, 1317 nt
Organism: Bipolaris sorokiniana ND90Pr
Lineage: Eukaryota; Fungi; Ascomycota; Dothideomycetes; Pleosporales; Pleosporaceae
Exons: 1
Coding region: 480-875 (131 amino acids)
Source: RefSeq, a predicted model, not a curated record